This is a messenger RNA of Diorhabda carinulata, 974 nucleotides long. RefSeq names its product RNA-binding motif protein, X-linked 2-like. The transcript is spliced from 3 exons. Gene Ontology annotation, molecular function: RNA binding. The record is from RefSeq and is a predicted model, not a curated record. Gene Ontology annotation, cellular component: precatalytic spliceosome; U2 snRNP; catalytic step 2 spliceosome. Gene Ontology annotation, biological process: mRNA splicing, via spliceosome. Lineage: Eukaryota; Metazoa; Arthropoda; Insecta; Coleoptera; Chrysomelidae.
UGUUGAAGAACAAGUUACAAUUUUAUAACAAAAGUUUGUAGAAUGAAAAAACCUCAGAUAUUAUCGAAUUAAUUGUAAAUCGAAAUAAACAUUCUAAACAAUUUUAUAUAAAACCUGGCUGACAUCAUAUACUUCUGAAGCUGCGUACAGAAGAAGAAUUUAUUUUCAUAUUGAAUUUCAAAAAUAUAAUAAUAUUAUAAUAAAAAAUAUUAAGUAAAAAUGAAUCCUUUAACUAACAUGAAAAAUGUCUUGAAACUGAGCGAAAAUGAACUGGUUACAAAAAACAAAACUUCUUGGCAUGAUCAGUAUAAAGACAGUGCUUGGGUUUUUGUAGGCGGCUUACCAUAUGAUUUAACAGAAGGAGAUAUUGUUUGUGUUUUUUCGCAGUAUGGUGAAGUAGUGAAUAUAAAUCUUGUAAGAGAUAAAGACACAGGAAAAUCUAAAGGAUUCUGCUUUAUUUGUUACGAAGAUCAAAGAUCAACGAUAUUAGCAGUAGAUAAUUUCAAUGGUAUAAAGUUAUUAAAUAGAACAAUAAGAGUAGAUCAUGUAUCAGAUUACAAAGUACCUAAAGAAGGUAAAAAAACUGACGAAGAAACCAAACAAUUGUAUAUUGAAGGCUGCGCCCCUAAACCUAUUGCACCGAAAAUAAGUGAAAGCCCUCCAAGAGACUUUAGAGAAACAAUCGCAGACUAAAUUGAAGCGGAUAUUAAACUACCUCAACGUUUACCUAUUUAUCCUAUAAAAAAAGAAAAUGAAGAUGUAAAAGUUGAAAAUGAAGAUGAUGGUGCUCAGAGAGAUAAAAAGAAGAAAAAAUCCAAGAAGAAAAGUAGAAGUUAUAGCAGUAGUUCUAGUGAGGAGACAUCUAAGAAACACAAACAUAAGAGGAGAAAAAAGGAUAAAUAUGAAUCAAAAAAACAAAGGGCUUAAUUAUUUUAUUAUCGUUUGUAUUUGUCUGUAUUAUAAUUAUAAGAAAA